Molecule: messenger RNA, 2992 nt
Organism: Liolophura sinensis
Lineage: Eukaryota; Metazoa; Mollusca; Polyplacophora; Chitonida; Chitonidae
Exons: 6
Coding region: 1937-2992 (351 amino acids)
Source: RefSeq, a predicted model, not a curated record
AUCUCCUCAGGCGACGUGAUGGUAUUGACUGUGUCUACAGACGACGUCAUGAACGUUUUGCUCCUCACUGCAUCAGACAGGUGGAGAGAUUCGGUGGAGGGAGUGUUAUGGUGUGCGGAGCCAUCUCAUACACCCGGUUAUCGGAGCUUGUGCUUGUCCAAUCUAACGGGCAAUCGAUACAUCGACAAGAUUCUCCGCCCGCACGUCCUUCGUCUUGUUGACCUUCAACGGCAGCUCUUCCAACAGGACAACGCCAGGCCUCACACAGCACGUGCCACCGUGGACUACCUGGCCAAUAACAACAUCAAAACCCUUUCCUGGCCCUCCAAAUCCCCGGAUCUAAACCCAAUCGAUCACAUUGACAACAAAUCAAAAGCAGAGAACCAGAAUUAAAGCACCAAUCAAAGCUUCAGAACCACGAUUUGCGAUCCAAUGAAAACCAGUAAUCAGUAAUUCAGAUCACUGGGCUAGAGAAGUCGCAUGGCGAAACCGAAGGUAAACGGUACAUAAAGCGGAGAUCCGAUAAAUUUUUGAGUCUUAGCUUACAACGACAGGUGCAGUCUGUGAGUAUGCAAGCAUUCAGACGCUUAAUGCAUGAUCGGUGUGCUCCCAUAACCUUGGGAUGUCACUUUUAUUGACUUUAGGCCUGACAUCAUUUUAUCAUAUCUGGUAUGUAAAGCACAGCACGCCGUUGUUGUUGUUAUUGUCCUUUAGACCCUCGGUGAUGCACAGCAUCGGGUGGGUGAGUGAGUGAGUGAUUGGGGUUUAACACCGUAGCCGUAUUUGGGGGAGGUAUAUAUUGUGUAAAGCAAAUAUCCACUUCACUUUUAUGGGGAAACGCCAUUACAAAUUAAUCACCCCCUCCACUUCACGGAUGUCACCCGCUCGAACGGCCAGCCAGUUUAUGAUGGGGUGAGAUGGAAGAAAUUCUAGCGGCAUUUGAUCACUUGGAUGUGAUUGCAUUGAUUAGUGUUAAAGCGGUCUAUAAGUUGAUUUAUUUCUCUGAGAUUAAAUAGUUAAAAACUCGGGAAAUAUUUCCGUCGGCUAACUUGUAAAGAAAUACAAGAUGAACAUCUGAACCCAUGUUAAUGUUGACUCCAGCCAGUAAUCUCCUGAUAGGUAAUUACAGGAGCCUGCUUCCAAGCUCAGCAGCCUAUCCUCAUUAUCAGAGUGUGUUUUUCAAACAGUUUUUACAGUUUAAAGUGCAGCCUAGUGCAAGUUCUAUGGAUUAUCAGGUUGUUCAAAUGGAAAGCACAAUUCAUUUUAUUAAACUAAUUUGUUAAAUUAGCUUCUUGUCAUAUAAUGUUUGACAAGUUAAUUGCACAUGGGCUGACUUUCUGUCCUGGCGAUACCUUGAGAUUUUACCAUGCAUACUACAUGUAUUUCUCAAGCUAAUUUUGAGUGAAUCCCUCAGGUUGAGAUUGUCUGGACAGUGUAACAGGUUGGUCUGUGUUUCCCAUGAGAAGAUGCUGCUUCUACUGACCACUCUAAACCUUUAUGGCUUUUUAAUGGCCCGGACAUCUGGUAAGAUGGUAGCCCCAGUGUUCAUCUUGCCAGCAGCCUAUCAGGAAUGUCCUCUUAGUUGAUGUGAUAUUCAGCAGCCAUGGUCCAUGUAAACUCUGUAUAAGUGUCCCUUGGGAAAGUUAUAGGCAACAUAUCUGUGCUGCAGUAUUUCACUUGCUGGCUCAGACAAAAAACAAGGGUAUGUAUGUGGCCCCUAUAUAUGGAUAGUUAUAAGAUACUGAUACUCUUAAAUUAAUUUCCACAUGUAAUAACCUGUGCAACUAUGUAAUUCUGUGUUAUCCUGGUUUGUUAGUUUUGUUUAUGGCAGCAGCAAUUUAAUGUCCGUCCUAAUCCAGGAUGGGGGAAAUAUCAUGUUUUUGAGAUUUUUAUGCGAUAUAUGUUACAACCAAAUAAAUAUACUUAAGGUGAGAUAAUGCUAUCAUCAUUUGUUCUUUUUCAGUUUACAAUCAUGUCUAGUGUCUUAUAUCCUAAAUUUCGAAAGAGUGAAACAGGCGAACUUCUCCUCAGUGAUUCUGUGGAAGGGAGGCUUGCAGCUGCGAAUCGCCCAAAGUUGUCACCAGUGCUUACCACUGCAGUUGUACACAAAGAGGCCAGGGAAAGAGUCACUGCCAGGCAAGGCGAUUUAACUGUUGAAAAAGAUGUACUUGGUGAGUACAUCCUCCAGUGUGGGAAGUAUAGGGGAAAGUGUUUCCGGUGGCUUUUGGAGAAUGGCCCUGGAUAUUGUGGAUGGGUUGUUGGACAGAUCAUUAAGGAUGAAGGGAAACAAGACCUGUCUAGUGUUCAGCAAAGACACAACAAGGCUGCAUUUAAGCGCUACAUGCAAAUGUUUGAGGAGGGGCGCGCCAUUAUUCAAAUGAAAAGCGAAGAAAAAUGCAAGUCAAGCACCUCUCAGUUGAAGGCCCUUGUCACAACAGAGCGACAGCUAUCAACUGGGGCCCUUGUGCAGAAGGCCAAGACACUUUUUGCCCCACCUAAGGUGAAACCAAACAUUCCAUCGUAUCAGUCACCUCUGAUUGCUCAAGAAAUCAAACUGGGUACUUCAGCACAGGAAGAUCGAGAUCUGGUCUCGGUUCUUGAACAUAUUGAAUCGACUGAAAUGUCGGACGCCACUGAAGUAUCUUCAGAAGUUCCAGAUGAACUCCUCUUGUAUCAAGGCUGGAAAUCUACGCUGCCAAAAGAGGACCAGCAGUGGAUAUCCAAAACAUUUUUCAGGAGGAACCCCCGGACCAACAAAAUUGAGUUCCGCUCUGAUAUCUUGAUCAAACUGUGGCAUACACCACCCCCUCCAAGUAUGGCAUCUUCAGCCCGAAACAAAGUUGACAGAUACUUCAGUCAUCAAUUGUUUUUGUGGAUAGCAGUUAAUUUUUGGGGAGUAAAGCUUCUUUGUCCACAUGGCAGUGAGUUGGGGAAAAUGUGGUGGAGUGCUGACCAGGGCAGGGUUCCACCAGAAAACAAGGAUGGUGCUUGA